This is a messenger RNA of Protopterus annectens (West African lungfish), 2755 nucleotides long. RefSeq names its product cyclin F (gene CCNF). The record is from RefSeq and is a predicted model, not a curated record. Lineage: Eukaryota; Metazoa; Chordata; Ceratodontiformes; Protopteridae. Gene Ontology annotation, biological process: regulation of cyclin-dependent protein serine/threonine kinase activity; mitotic cell cycle phase transition. Gene Ontology annotation, molecular function: cyclin-dependent protein serine/threonine kinase regulator activity; protein binding. Gene Ontology annotation, cellular component: centrosome; nucleus; cyclin-dependent protein kinase holoenzyme complex.
UAUGAGGGCCGGACGAUAGGCUGAUGCGCCUUCCCUGGCCAAUGGGCGCUCGAGUCUAUUUUAAACUGGGUGCUUUUGAAUUGGGAACAGCGAUGCUAGUUUGGUAGUGGAAAUGAUUGGCUGAUUUUAAGUUUGGUGGUUUCAUUCACAAUUUGUUUAAAUGUGUUUGCGUGCUUUAUGUAGCUUAUUUGGCCACGGUUAUUUAUUGUAGGUGCAAAAAAUUAAGAUUAUUUAGUAUUGCUGCAGAUAGUAGUCCGGUCAUUUUCACUGAGACUUUAGUUUAGAUUAUCACGAGCUGUUUCUGAAGAAAAAACACGGAAAUCAUGAAAGCAGGGAUUUUCCAUUGUCGAUGUUCGAGGUGUUUUCAUCUGCCAUUGAAACGAAGAUUGAGAAAGCGUCCACUAGUGCUUGGCAUUUUGAAUCUUCCAGAAGAUGUGCUACUGCAGAUAAUAAAGUAUCUUCCUGUUGAUGAUAUCCUUGCUGUUAGAGCUGUGAACUCCUACUUUAAAUACAUUGUUGAUCAUCAUUCUAGUGUCUGGGGCUCUGCAAGCUUUUCAGAAGUAUGGCCUUCGCCUGACAACUUGCGACUGUUUGAAAGGGCAGCUGAGAGUGGGAAUUUUGAAGCUGCUGUGAAGCUUGGCAUUGCAUACCUUUACAACGAAGGCUUAUCCAUUUCUGAUGAAGGUCGUGCAGAAGUGAAUGGGUUGAAAGCAUCUAGAUUUCUUAGUCUGGCAGAGAGCCUCAAUGUACAUGCUGAUCCAUUCAUCUGGUUAUUUAUUCGACCUCCUUGGUCUCCUACGGGAAGUUGUUGCAAAGCAGUUGUUUUUGAAAGCCUCCGGACAGAAUGUCAGUCACAGUUUGUGAAGAAGGGACAAUUGCUGUACUGUUUAGCCAAAGUUCUUAGUCUCUUUGAAGGUGAUGAAAAGCAUAAGGAGGCUGUAUCAUUGUUUACAGAAUCGUCUAACCAGGGCUGCUUAUCUAGUUCCUUUCUCAUCUGGAAACAUGAAAGAGAACAUGCUAUGUCUGAUCCUGGUAGAAAUCUACAGAGUCUUAGAUAUCUCAGGGACUGUGCAGUCAAGGGUUGCUGGGAAGCCCAGAUGGCUUUUGCCAAGUAUUGCGGCAAUGGGAACCAGCUUGGCUUGGACAUCAGAACUACCUACGAAAUAAUCUCUCGUGUCUUUCAGUCUUCAUCUCCAUGUAACAAACAGGGCAUAUUCAUGUUGCAGAAAGGAAUGAAUGAUACAAUGAGGUACAUUCUCAUUGACUGGCUGGUGGAAGUGGCUACCAUGAAAGACUACUCAAGCUUGUGCCUUCAUGUGACCGUGAGCUGCGUGGACCGGUACUUGAUGAAGCGACCUGUACCCAGAGCAAAGUUGCAGCUCUUAGGAAUUGCUUGUAUGGUUAUAUGUACCAGGUUCAUCAGUAGAGAAAUACUCACCAUUCGAGAAGCAGUUUGGUUAACAGAUAACACUUACAAGUAUGAGGACCUUGUGAGAAUGAUGGGUGAAAUCAUCUCAGCACUUGAAGGGAAAAUACGAAUGCCAGCUGUAGUGGACUAUGUCGAUGUGCUGCUGAAAUUCACUCCAGUAGAAAGGAGAACUGCCCAGCUGUGUUACUAUAUCGCUGAGCUGUCUUUACUGGACACGAGCCUAUCUGUGUAUUCUCCAUCUCAAAUAGCUGCUGCUUCUCUCUUGCUUGCCAAGAUACUCCAUAGACAAGCCCUUCCAUGGUCCAACCAUCUGACAGACUGCACUGGUUUUACACAUGAAGACUUGGUGCCAUGCUUACUUAGCCUGCAUAAGAAAUGUUUCUAUGAUGAUGCUCCUAAAGACUACAGGCAAGUAUCCUUGACAGCUGUGAGACAACGUUUUGAAGACGAUCGUCAUGAGCAGAUCAGCAAGGAGAAGAAGAAGAGAUGGGAGUUUUUGUGAAGAUAGAAGCAGUUUUGUUGCCACGCCCACAGCAGAACUAUCUAGCCAGGAAGAGACUCUACUGGGUGAUUUUCUGGACUGGAGUUUGGACACUUCAUGGUCUGGCUAUGAGGGAGACCAGGAAAGUGAAGGAGAAAAGGAAGGAGAUGUUACAGGUCCGAGUGGGAUUUUGGACGUGACCAUGAUGUGUAUAGAUCCUCAGCAGCACUGUUGCCCUGAGUCAAGUGAUGAAGAUAACAUACCAGAAAAGAAAGCUGUACUGAACCCACCCAAAAGAUGCACAGAAGUAGUAAGUGAAACUUCCCAAAGGUGCUACAUAACAUUUCGAAUGCGUUGUGAGCCAAAAGCAGAACCCAGCUCUGGUUAUUCUUCUGUGUGUACUGGAAGUCCAGCAUCCAUCACAGCAGCACAAUACGUAGUGCCAACUUCAUCUACCUCAGAACAAUCUACAAGUUUGCAUUCUUCACUGUCUGCUUCAGUGCCCUGGAGUUCAGAGGCUGCCUGUUUCCCAUAUACACAAAAGAACCCUGAAUACAGGGGGCAGGUUAAACGCAAAAAUGCUGCAGAACAUAACAGUGAGGAAUUUAACAUUUCUCAGUGUUCAACACUGUAAGCCUUGCUAGGCAUGACUGUUAAAAACUGGAAUUCAUAGCUUUUGAACUCUGACUAUCAUGAAUAGCAUUCAGAUGAAAUAUUUUUGUGUGUAUAUGUCUGAUUUCUAUUUCUCUACCUGUGACAGUUUGUGAUGUUUUUAUGCUACCUGGUUAAAAGAAACUUUACGACAGUGAAUGCAGUAAUUAGCUUGGGGAUUAAUCUAAACAAAA